GGCUGCGGCGACGGCCGGCGGCCGCCAUGGGGAACAAGCAGACCAUCUUCACGGAGGAGCAGCUGGACAACUACCAGGUGCCAGUGAUGCCCAAGUUCAGGUUUCUCUCCAGACUUCUCUGCCUUCCUGAUCAAUCGAUCCAUCCCCCAGGCCUCUCCCUCCCCAAAGCAGGGCUCCCUGCCUUCCCCAGAACCCACCACUGCCGCUCCGUCCUGGCUCUCUGCUUGCACUCAGGCAGCCCAUGAUUUCAGCCCUGAGCAAGUCCUGUAGCUCUCCUGGGAGCCCGCCUCUGUCUCCGCCUAAGGAUCCAAAGCAAGACCAGACUUUGAAUGUGGCUACAAAACCUCUCCUUUGCCGACCCCACCAGCCUACUCAGAACCCUGAGAAGCUUUUAAGGUUCCUGCCAUAUUCGCCCCCUGGGGACUGCUUCCUGCCACGGGCUUCAGGCAGAUAAGUCAGCAGAAGCAGACUGUCCGCUGAUGUGUGGCUUCACGGCAGCCUUGCUGGUGCUCAGAGGCGGGCGAGGUUAGGGGAGGCAGGGUCAGCGCCUUCACAGACACCUUCUGCAGCCAGCGGGAAGUUUACCUGCAGAGGCCUGGUUCCUCAUCCCAUCUGCACGUAUUGAGCACCUGUGGUGCGCCGGGCAUCAGCACACACAGCGGGAGCAGGACGCCGUCACGUGCAGUGGUCGUGGGUGGACCCUCCAGCAGCAGGCCACGAUCAGGAAGCACAGAGGCCCGAGCUGCAGUCAGCCCUUCUGGGCUGCAUGUACAGCUAAGAGCAAACCAUCAACUUCACGGAACCUCAGUCUUCACAUCUAUAGAAUGGGGAGGACUGCACCUUCUUCAAUAAGAAGGACAUCCUCAAGCUCCACGCGCGGUUCUACGAGCUGGCCCCCAACCUCGUCCCCAUGGACUACAGGAAGAGCCCCGUGGUCCACGUGCCCAUGAGCCUCAUCAUCCAGAUGCCGGAGCUCCGGGAGAACCCCUUCAAGGAAAGGAUCGUGGAGGCUUUUUCUGAGGACGGCGAGGGGAACCUCACCUUCAACGACUUUGUGGACAUGUUCUCUGUGCUGUGCGAGUCAGCUCCACGGGAGCUCAAGGCUAACUACGCCUUCAAGAUCUACGACUUCAACACGGACAACUUCAUCUGUAAGGAGGACCUGGAGCGCACGCUGGCGCGGCUCACCAAGUCAGAGCUGGACGAGGACGAGGUAGUGCUCGUGUGUGACAAGGUCAUCGAGGAGGCCGACCUGGACGGCGACGGCAAGCUGGGCUUCGCGGACUUUGAGGACAUGAUUGCCAAGGCUCCCGACUUCCUCAGCACCUUUCACAUCCGGAUCUGAGAACACUGGUGAGGACGCGGGGGCCCUGAAGCUGACCCUCUGGCUGUCCUGUCUACACGAGCGUGACCUCCGAGCUGCCCGGAAUAGAGGCUGUGGCCUCUGGGCUUAGACCCACCAACAUUUCCUCGGCCCUUUCAGCAAAAAAUUCCUUAACCAGGGAAGGGGGCUGUGGGGAGCAGGGCCCUGCCAUAGGCCAUCUGUCUGGGCCCCCAAGCCCUCUGGACCCCCGUCCUCUCCCCGUCAGAAGUGGCCCCACUAGGAGGGGACAGCAAGACCUCACAGGGCAAGGGCUCCAGAUGUGUCCCAAGUCCUGGGCGGGUGUCCCAGUCACCCAGGGCAAAGUGAAAAGGGAAAGAGGACAAGGUUUCAUGAGCUAUGCAAAACUCACAGCUGGGCUGCCCCCCUGGCCCCCCCAAUGUGAAACUGUGUGGACAGUGGGUCAAGGGCUCUGUCCCUGUCCCUGGCUGUGAGGCCUGGGCAUCCCAUGUUCUGCACCGCCCCCCAAAGAUGUGGAAUUCUCACUGGUGCGUGCUGUCCACACAUUUGUGAAUUCCCGGUAGUAAAGCACUUUGACGUCCCUGUGCUCUCUCUGCCGACGUUAA
Neogale vison (American mink) is the source of this 1947-nucleotide messenger RNA. RefSeq names its product calcium and integrin binding family member 2 (gene CIB2). The transcript has 7 exons. Lineage: Eukaryota; Metazoa; Chordata; Mammalia; Carnivora; Mustelidae. Bases 911 to 1345 code for a protein of 144 amino acids. The record is from RefSeq and is a predicted model, not a curated record. Gene Ontology annotation, molecular function: calcium ion binding.